Molecule: messenger RNA, 2850 nt
Organism: Hypanus sabinus (Atlantic stingray)
Lineage: Eukaryota; Metazoa; Chordata; Chondrichthyes; Myliobatiformes; Dasyatidae
Gene: kcmf1
Product: potassium channel modulatory factor 1
Exons: 7
Coding region: 217-1362 (381 amino acids)
Biological process (GO): synaptic signaling
Cellular component (GO): plasma membrane
Molecular function (GO): zinc ion binding
Source: RefSeq, a predicted model, not a curated record
AGAGUGUGAGGGAAGCGAGAGGGGAAAGAAAAUCCUGUCGACCGAGCGAGAGCGGGCUGAGCAACAGGAGCGGCGGCGGCUCCUCCUCCCCCACCCCAGCAGCGCAGCAGUUACUUCCAGCUUCAUGACCGUUUGGCCCAGUAGUUGUCGUUGUCGGAGCCCGCUGUUGAACCGCUGCGUGGGAGCCCGCGGGGCCGCUGUAAUCGUGUGUGUAGGAUGUCCCGACAUGAAGGUGUCAGUUGUGAUGCAUGUUUAAAAGGAAAUUUUCGAGGCCGCAGAUAUAAGUGCUUAAUUUGCUACGACUACGACCUGUGUGCAUCUUGUUAUGAAAGUGGGGCUACUACUACAAGACAUACAACUGAUCAUCCAAUGCAGUGCAUAUUAACAAGAGUAGAUUUUGAUUUGUAUUACGGUGGGGAAGCCUUGUCAGUUGAACAGCCACAGGCUUUUACUUGUCCUUACUGUGGGAAAAUGGGGUUCACUGAAACAACUCUCCAAGAACAUGUUACUUCAGAGCAUGCAGAAACAUCAACAGAAGUGGUUUGUCCAAUCUGUGCAGCAUUACCUGGAGGGGAUCCUAAUCAUGUCACAGACGACUUUGCAGCUCAUCUUACACUUGAACACAGGGCUCCUAGAGAUUUAGAUGAAUCCAGUGGUGUUCGACAUGUACGUAGGAUGUUUCAUCCUGGCCGAGGCCUUGGAGGACCACGUGCUCGUAGGUCAAACAUGCACUUUACUAGCAAUUCCACUGGCGGACUUUCAUCCUCACAAAGUUCAUAUUCUCCAAGCAAUAGGGAAGCUAUGGAUCCAAUAGCUGAACUGUUAUCGCAGUUAUCAGGUGUGAGACGUUCUGCUGGAGGACAACUCAAUUCCUCUGGUCCUUCUGCUUCUCAGUUACAACAGCUGCAAAUGCAGCUGCAGUUGGAGAGGCAGCAAGCACAGGCAGCACGGCAACAGCUGGAAUCUGCACGUAAUGCGACAAGACGCACCAACACAGGCAGUCUCAGCACCACAGUCACACAGACUACAGUGACCAACAACACAACCACCACAGAAAACAGUCACCAAGCCUCCCAAAAUUCCCAGUUCUUGCUCACAAGGUUGAAUGAACCGAAAAUGUCUGAAGGAGAACGUCAGUCACUGGAAAGUGAGCGUGCAGAUCACAGCCUGUUUGUGCAGGAGCUUCUCCUCUCCACCCUGAUGCAAGAAGAAAGUUCAUCCUCAGAUGAGGAUGAACGAGGGGAAUUCACAGAUUUUGGUGCUAUUGGCUGUGUAGAUAUUAUGCCUUUAGAUGUUGCUUUAGAAAACCUAAAUUUAAAAGAGAAUAAUAAAGGAAAUGAGCCUCCGCCACAUCCUCUUUGAUGAUGUCCCACUUUGCAGACAAUGUCCUCUGUGCUGUAACUGCCAAUGAAAGUGGACAACAGCUAUCUUUGGGUUUGUUUGGUGAUUGUAAUUUCAGGUCUGUCACUCUUGUUACAUUGUGUACAUUCAAGGAAGAAAAAAAAUAAGAAUUGAUUCCACUUACUAAUUUUUACUUCUAGCAGGUAAAUGUAGGUAGCAGUGCCAGAGGCAAUCUCUGCUUCCUGUACCUUGACAUGCAAAAGGCUCUCCUAAUACUCCACAUUCAACCGAAGAGGAAAACAAAUUGAAAAAUCUCUAAUGAAGCUGCUGUGUGUAUUUAUGAAUAUUAAUGAAUAAAACUGCUUGGAUGGUUUACCUUAACUACUGCAUGAGGUUUUUUGCGGAGUGCAUGAGUUUUAGUAGCCUUGUCAUUUCAGAAAAAGAAUAUCCCAAAGCUUUCCUAAAAUAUGUUUAAAGGUUACCUGUCUAGAAAUGACUAGCAAUCACAACAAAGAGCUUGUUUUUCAAACGUGUUGUAGCUCUUGAAUAAUGCAUAAUUGAACACCUCAUUACUCAGCUGUCUAUCAUGGUGCUUGUAAUCUGAGCUCCGCAAUGCCAUCCUUUGUUAAUGUUCUGAGUCUACCAUUACCACGGUGACUGUUGAAUCAUCUGGUAACGUUUCAGCUUUUGAAUGCUGUAUUUCUUCCCCUCCAAAUUCCAGACACAACAGUAAAUGACAUGGCCCACUUGCCAGUGUGUAGUGACAUUAAUAUAUUUGGGUCUUGUUAGUGUGCCCUAGGUGAGAAAAAUGCAAAAUAAUUCAUUUUGUUGGACUGUUUUGUUGUAAUGAUUUUAAUUUUUUUAAAUAUUGCUGAUCUAGUUGCUUUGUCUAGUUACAGACAUUUUUAUGUUUAAUCACUUUUUUGGGAAAAAGACCUUGAAUCUAUUUUGGUAGGGUUUUUUAAAAAUCUUUUCUUUUCCCAGAUCUCCUCUCAAACUUUCUCCCUCUCUUCUUCCCUCUUUUGUGCUCUCAUAGACACAUGGAUACAUGGACACACAUACAUACAUACACACACACCACACACUCUCUCAUUCUCUCACUCUCUCUCCCUCUCUCUCUCUCACACUCUCUCUAAAAGUUUUGCAUUUAUAUGUUUUAAAAUAGUCUGUGGAGAGUUAUCAUCAGGAGAGCUUGAGGAUUUGGUAUCACAUUGUGUGCAGUAUAUACAGUAUAUUAUACCUAAGAUUUGAAGUCUAAAUGCUAAAGUUAGCACCUUUUUAUUUAUUGUUUUUUGAUUUCCUAAGUAAAAAUUAGCCUUUUUUUGAUGAAAUCAUGCCACCUACAGUACAUGCCUAAACUAUUAAUCCUAUAUGUUUAAAAAAAAUGAGAUGUACAAUGAAUUUGUGAGAAAACUUUCAUAAUGGUUAUAGGCCAGGGACUGCGACUUUUUGGAAUGUAAAGAUAGAAAACAAAGAAAAUAAAACUGCGCACAGCUUUUCAUGACUUUA